GCCUCGACACUCUGCCCUGCGCGCUCGCCCGGGCCUCCCGCCUAUGGGGCCCUGCAGGGACCCCGGCCCGCUGCCCCCCGAGUCAGAGGCGCCCCCCCAGCCCCCCAAGCGGAGGAAGAAGCGGUACCUGCGGCAUGACAAGCCGCCCUACACCUAUCUGGCCAUGAUCGCCCUGGUGAUCCAGGCCGCGCCCUCGCGCAGGCUCAAGUUGGCGCAGAUCAUCCGGCAAGUGCAGGCCGUGUUCCCCUUCUUCAAGGGCGACUACGAGGGUUGGAAGGACUCCAUCCGCCACAACCUUUCCUCCAACCCGUGCUUCCGCAAGGUGCCCAAGGACCCUUCGAAGCCCCAGGCCAAAGGCAACUUCUGGGCCGUGGACGUGAGCCUGAUCCCAGCCGACGCGCUGCGCCUGCAGAACACGGCCCUGUGCAGGCGCUGGCAGAGCCACGGCAUGCGCAGGGCCUUCGCCAAGGACCUGGGCCCCUACGUGCUGCAGGGCCGGCCCUACCGGCCGCCCAGCCCGCCGCCCCCGCCCCGCGAAAGCUUCAGUAUCAAGUCCCUGCUCGGGGACCCAGGGGAGGCUCCCACCGGGCCUGCACCAGGCAGCCCGACGCCAGCAGGGGCCAGGUGCUGGGGCGAGGAGCCGGUACCCACUGCACCGCCCCCCUCCUCCGAGAGGUUUCCGUGGCCACAGCACCCCCUCCCCAGGCCUACCCGUGCGGAAGAGAGGGAGACAUCCCAGAGGGCUGUCCUGGGAACCUCUCCCCUCACCCCAGAGCCCAGGGCCUGGCCAGUCCAUUUACUGCAGGGUCCCCCAGAGCCUGGGGCCCUGCCCAGAGGGAGUCCUGCAGCCUCGCUGUGGGGGCAGCUGCCCACCUCCUAUCUGCCCAUUUACACGCCCAACGUGGUCAUGCCUGUGACCUCACUGCCAGCCACCUCCUGUCUCCAGUGCCCACCCUCCAGCAGCCCAGCCUACUGGGGUGUGGCCUCUGAGACGCGAGGUCCCUCAGGGCUGCUCUGGGACCUGGAUGCCCUCUUCCAGGGGGUACCACCUAAUAAGAGCAUCUAUGAUGCCUGGGUCAGCCAUCCCCGGGACCCAGCCGCCUCUGCUCCAGGCUGGCGGCUGUCCUGGUACAGCCUGUGAGGGUCCUGGGGCAGGAGCUGCCUAGCCUCACCACACUAGCCUGUGGCCACCCCCCAGCCUCCACGUGUAAAGAAUCCACGUUGCGGGUCAGGCCUGUUUUAU
Molecule: messenger RNA, 1243 nt
Organism: Ochotona princeps (American pika)
Lineage: Eukaryota; Metazoa; Chordata; Mammalia; Lagomorpha; Ochotonidae
Gene: FOXH1
Product: forkhead box H1
Exons: 3
Coding region: 44-1141 (365 amino acids)
Biological process (GO): regulation of DNA-templated transcription
Molecular function (GO): DNA-binding transcription factor activity; sequence-specific DNA binding
Source: RefSeq, a predicted model, not a curated record